Molecule: messenger RNA, 1146 nt
Organism: Ramularia collo-cygni
Lineage: Eukaryota; Fungi; Ascomycota; Dothideomycetes; Mycosphaerellales; Mycosphaerellaceae
Product: probable protein involved in cell differentiation/sexual development
Exons: 4
Coding region: 1-1146 (381 amino acids)
Biological process (GO): mRNA catabolic process; negative regulation of translation
Cellular component (GO): P-body; CCR4-NOT complex; CCR4-NOT core complex
Source: RefSeq, a predicted model, not a curated record
AUGCAGCACGUUUUCGCCCACCAGCAACCGAGCGCUUAUCAUCAGCCGGACUGGCACCACCACACCGCUCAGCAACAUCAGCACCAGCAUCAGUACGCCGCGCAAACACAGGCAGCUGCUGCCGCCAAUGCUGUAGCCCAGCAGCAACAGCAGCAGCACUAUGGCCGCAACGGACAGAACGGCGGCGGCAACGGUGCAGGCAGCAAUGGACCUCUUGGAGAUCAUGGCGGGGGUGGAGGAAUUAUGGGAGGCGGCGACAGCAUGACCGAGGACAAUCGGCGUGUGCUUGAGUGGAUAUCCCAGACGCUGAACAGCAGUACACGAGAGGCGGCGCUGUUGGAGCUUAGCAAGAAAAGAGAGCAGGUACCUGAGCUCGCUCUCGUACUUUGGCAUUCCUUUGGCGUUAUGACGUCCUUACUUCAGGAGAUCAUAUCUGUCUACCCUCUGUUGAACCCAUCGCAGCUCACCGCCGCAGCAUCCAACAGGGUCUGCAAUGCGCUCGCUCUGCUUCAGUGUGUUGCCAGUCACAGCGAAACACGAGGCCUAUUCUUGAAUGCCCACAUUCCUCUUUUCCUAUACCCUUUCCUCAACACCACAUCUAAGUCUCGACCUUUCGAGUACCUCCGCUUAACAUCUCUCGGUGUCAUUGGUGCCCUGGUGAAGAAUGAUAGCUCCGACGUUAUCAACUUCCUUCUCACCACGGAAAUCAUCCCGCUCUGCCUCCGUAUCAUGGAAACCGGGUCGGAGUUGAGCAAGACUGUGGCCAUUUUCAUCGUCCAAAAGAUUUUGUUGGACGACAUGGGCUUGCAGUACAUCUGUCAAACUUAUGAGCGCUUCUAUGCCGUCGGUACGGUGCUGUCGAACAUGGUUACGCAGCUCGUGGACCAGCAGACUGUACGCCUGCUGAAGCACGUUGUUCGGUGCUUCUUGCGCCUCUCGGAUAAUGCUCGCGCGCGCGAAGCUCUGCGACAGUGUCUCCCCGAGCCACUUCGCGACGCCACGUUCUCUCCAGUCCUGCGAGAUGACGCCGCGACUAAAAGGUGUUUGGCACAGCUCCUUUUGGCUCUAUCCGACCAGGCCGAACCCACCAUGUCCGGUGCUUCCUAUGGCCACCAUCAACAGAGCUUGCUUCCAGCGAUGUCAUGA